CACAAAUGAUCGAACAUGGACGACACAAACGAAACGUUUUUGGCGACGCAUUGGCCCUUCCCAUGUGACCCCAGUAUCUUUGAAUUCCCCGGCAAAAACCCCGGCGAAGACCCCGGCAUCGAACCGGAAAAUGACCCCAUCGUCGGCGGAAACGCCGUUGGUGGCGACACCUCCAUGGGGGUCCCUUUCCCAGAAGACCCCAUCAAAAUGCCAAGUGUACAGGUGGUCUUGAUCCUGGCUUACAGCACCAUCAUAGUGCUGGGGGUUCUGGGUAAUUCUCUGGUGAUCUACGUCAUCUAUCGCUUCAAGACGCUGCGCACCGUCACCAACUUCUUCAUCGCUAACCUCGCUGUUGCGGACCUGCUGGUGAACACGCUGUGUCUCCCCUUCACGCUGGUCUACACGCUGCAGGGCGAGUGGAAGUUCGGAGGGGCGCUCUGCUUCCUGCUGCCGUACGCUCAGUGCCUCGCCGUGCACGUGUCCACCGUCACGCUCAACGUCAUCGCACUGGACCGACACAGGUGUAUCGUGUACCACCUGGAGACGAGGAUGCGUAAAGACGUGUGUUUCGGGGUGAUCGCUCUCACCUGGGUGCUGAGCGCCAUCUUAGCCAGUCCUCUCGCCAUCUUCAGAGAAUACGGGUCCUUCACUCUGGAGCCAGGACACACCAUCCAGGUGUGCACGGAGAAGUGGCCGGGGAAGAGCACGGACGGCACGGUGUACAGCAUCUCCAUGUUGAUCCUGCAGUACUUCCUGCCGCUCUCCAUCAUCUCCUUCGCCUACGCACGAAUCUGGUCGAAGCUCCGCGCCCACGUUAGCCCGGCGGAAACCGGCGUUAGCACCAGCAGUGCUACGUCUGAGCGCCAUCGCAGACGGCGAAAAACCACCAAAAUGCUGGUGACCAUGGUGGUGGUUUUCGCCGUCAGUUGGUUGCCUUUCCACGCCUUCCAGCUGGCGACGGAUAUCGACAGCGCCGUGUUGGAUAUGCAAUAUUUCCGCCUGCUUUACACCGUUUUCCACGUGGUCGCCAUGUGCUCCACCUUCGCCAACCCGCUGCUUUACGGAUGGAUGAACCGAAACUACCGCGCCGCCUUCCUCGCCGUCUUCAAGUGUUGCCGAGGCGGCGAGAAGAAGAGAGGCGGGAGGUUGGAUAGCAUCCAUCCCACAGGAGGAGGUGGAGGAGGAGGAAGGGUGAAGAAGAUCGUGAUUGAAACGCAAGACACGGUGUCCACCCACCUCAACGCCACCGAUGUUUGAGAAGGAGGCGAAGGAAGGAGGGAGGAAAGGGAACGAGAUUAUAGAAGAACAGCCUCAACCUAUGUACAAAAAGAAGGGAUAAGGAGAAGGUUCUUGAAGCACAAGAAGUGGUGCCCAACCACCUCAACGUAUGUACAAGAAGAAGGUGGAGAAUGAGGGAUGACGAGAAAAAGCAACAAGUUCACGGAGGAAGGAGAAAGGAAAUUACUAAAAAACCAACCUGUCAGAAAACAAGACACUCGCCUCAACUUAUGUACAAAAAGAAGGGAUAAGAAUAAAAUGCAACGAGGUUAAAGUGGAAGGAAAUCAGGCGAGGAAGAUGGUGCUUGAAACACAACACACGGUGUCCACCCAUCUCAACACCAAGGGACGGCAAGAGAAAGCAACAGGUUUACGGAGGAAGGAGAGAGGAAAGUGUCCUGUAGAAGAAAAGCUAAGGAGAACGACUUUACAGAAGGGUCAACCCAUCGGAUGUGGUGCUUGAAACACACUCCGCAGUGUCCGCCCAACAUAACUUGUGUACAAAAAGAAGGUGGAGUUGGAGGGAGAAGAGACAAGAACAUGCAGCGAGUUAACAGAGGAAGGACUAGAGGAAGGUUUUUGUCCCGUAGGAGAAUACGCAACCUGCCCAAAAGCAAGGAGAGAGUCCAACCACAAACAAGAUGACAGAGGAAGGAAAGUAGGAAAGUGUUUGUCAUGCAGAAGAAAAUCAAAUCAAAUCCUGUCAAAGGACGUGGAAGGGCGGAGAAGAUGGUGCUCGAAUGACAAAAUAAGAGGCAAUGUCCGCCCACCUCAAUGUCCACUGAUGGACAAAGGGAAAGUGGAGAAGGAGGGAGGGAUGACAAGAAAAUGCGACAAGAUUACACAGGAAGUAUUUUGUCCCGCAGAAGAGGCAACAAAGAGAGCGGAGACAAAGACAUAGAAACAAGAGGAGGCCGAUGGCGGGACUUAAGAGUUUCUGAAAAGCCCCAAAAUAGAAGAGGGAGGAGGCAGGGAUUAGUAGAAGAAGAAUGACUCGACGUCUGCUCGACAAAUCGAAGCUUUGAAGACGUGACCUCCUUGUGACGGAGGGACUUUUCUUUGGGGGAUUUGUUAGAGUGAUACAGCUUUGCAUGAAGGAUUUGUGGGAAAGUUUGCCCUGAAAAAGAGACAGGAAGUCGGAUAGCAACUGAAGGAACAAACUUUGGUCCACUUUGUCAAAAUAGGGCUUUUACUCCAUCUUCAUUCCACGUGUGAAGCAUUUAGCUCGUACUCUUAACCCAGAGUGGUUUACAGGCAGUGGGUUGAGGAUUAAAAUGGACAAACAUUUGGGCAGAAUCAGCUGCGAGGGAUUUUUCACGCUUCGAGAAAUCGGAGGCCGCUGAAGACCGUGCAAAAAUAUCUUGUCAGGUGAAAGAAAAAGCCCCAAAAGCCUGUAUUUAAGAGUUCAAGGAAAGGAUGCAUGAUGCAAGCUUUGUGAAAUCUCAGACGUUGUUAUGUAAUGUGUGUUUUAAAUGUGCAUCAUCCUACAAUAAAAGCAAGGAAGAACUGGACAUAGAUAUGGGGAAGAGAGCGGGGGAAAUACAAAUGAUUUCAAAGCCUUUUUUAUCAGUAGCUUUAGGACAGAUGGGCAGAAAGUGAGGAGACCAAUGUGAGGAGGGGAAUGUGGGGUAAUGAGGGAAAAGGAAAUGGAAACGAAUAUCUUAAAAUCCAGCUGAGAUCACACAGAUUUCAAAACGUCUCUUCAGUUCGAAGCUGCACGAUGUUAAACGUGUUAGAUGAAUCUGAUUUAGCUGAGAGGCAAUUCGUCAAAUCUGGCUGACUGCUCACAUUUUGCGUCACGCUUCAAUUUCAUUUUCAUUACAGAGUUUAAUCAGCACGACGUAAUAAUAUAUGAAGAAAGAGAUGGUUAAAAUAUGAUUGUUCACUCUGCAGAAUUUAUUUUAUUUCAUUUUGUAAGUGUGUCUUGUACUUCAAAGUGACUUUUAUUUAGUAAGUGAAAUAUAGUGGGCUAUUUUGCCCUGAACUGAGCCUUUCAGGCAUUUCGUCUUAUAGAAAAAAGGCCUGCAGAUGCAAAACAAUGUAUUAGCAUAUAUGUUAAGUGUUGUGUAAUUCUAAAGACUCCACUCCUUAUAUAUAAACAAUCUCUGCAAAUGAAAGGUGAUAUUUAAGUUGAAAUGUUCAGGUUUGUCUGAAACCAAAAGCACCUUACUUACAGAUCGCCAGCCAUCAAUGAAAAUGAAGUUUAUUUAUACCAGCGAGAACCAGGCAACCCAACAGUUGUUCUUAGUAAUGGCCAUUAAGGCUUGUUAGUUAACUUAGUAAGUGAUUUAAGUCAAACCUUUACAAACGGUGCCUUACAGGCCUUUUCCACUACAGGAACUUAAAGUGUUUGUAUAGAUUGUGAUAGGUGCCGCUCAGGAGAAGGAGAUGAAGCCAAGUUUAGCGAUUUCUCGGAAGAAAAAUGGGUCGAAUAAAGCAGUAUUGUCAGUGGCCAAAUGUUUCAAAAUAUGUUACCCGACGUACCAAUCUUUAGCUUCAGCAGAAAUACAGGAAAAUACUUUAGGAAUCUGGGUUAGAAUAAGUGUUUAUUACGUUUAUAAUACCAUUUUGCUAGGCUGUGUUUCCCUGCUUUAGAAAUGCAGAAACUGAGAUCACUAUCGGUUUUCAUAUUUGGGUUUUUUUCUAUCAAUGCUGGGACUGCAGUACUUUGUGAUUCAGUAUACAUUUGUUCGGCAAACUGUUUUAGUUCAUUGGUUUUCCUUCUGGUGAGGGUCCUCCUUAUUCCUCCCACUGGAAACUUGUUGUAUCCCGGACGAGUCCCCAAAAUUGUUAAAUUCUACAAACUGUUGAAUCUUUUGCAAAGACCUUAUCCGUCGCACAGUUAUCUAAUAUUAUAUCUAAUAACAACUUUGGAUCACGUGUUAAAACAUGUACUUUUGAAACUAGAAUAUAGAGGCAAAGUUUCAAUGAAUUAAAAGUGUGUUUUGCUGCCUUGUAAUUUGUAUAUUAUGCACGAUUUGGGUUAUCCAGCAAUGUUUAGCUAACGGUGACAUUGAGAAGUAACAUUUCCAGUCAUAUGAGGCGGAGCAGCACAAGUAAAAAGUGAUAUAUUUGUAUUUCUCUUGUAGUAAAAAAACUAACAAAAAAGUAUUUUAGUGACACUGACAAAAAAGUCAUUCGAUUUCAAAGUGACAGAUAUCAAAAAUGGUGCCAAAUGUUUCAUCGUCGUUUUGAACUAAAUCAACUAAAUAGAGCAUAAAAUUGGCGCUUUUUCAAUUAAAUUUAACCCAAAUGUUUGUUGAAAAACACAAAUUAGGAUCGAGCACGUGCUUAAAAACUUCCUGUAGUGGGAAAUGUCCAUUUUUAGAAAGCGGCACCCACUUAUUUACAGAUACAUUCUGAAUGUCACUGCCAUGAUUUCCACCUCCCCUGAGUCAUAUUUAUUUAUAUUCCUCCGCACUAUCUGCCAAUCUUUCACCCCCAGCUUUCCCAUCAUGCACCCUGCCUGCAGGCUGAAAAUCAUUACCUGUCUCUUUAGCGAUUUUCGGGGACAGGAAAGGUCAAAAAGUGCAUUUGUUUUUUCAGAGACCUUGAGUUUUUUUAUUUCCCCCAAUGAAUAUAACUUCUCCUAAAGCUCUUUUUCUUUCCACACCAUUUAUCGGCGCCGCCUCCAAAUUAAAUUGCAGAUGUUAUUACCAAAGGUCUCAUUAAACUUUAAUUGCCUGAUUUUAAUUACGGCACUCUGUUUCCCUCUGUGUCAACAUACUAAACACUUUGCACACUGUGAAUCAACACUACAGCAGUUAUUAGGUCUGCAGAUGAAACCCGUAGUUCUUUUUAUUUUGGGGGAUUUAGCCUCUUGUUUUCCCCCCCUUUAAUUCUCUGUCUCUUGUAUGCGUCAUUACCUCGCCCGACCCGAAAUCCCACAAUCCCUCACCAGCUGUUCAUCGCCGUCCUCUUUCAGCCCCUCGUCUGUCUCUUUCCACCCUUUCCCCCGUUAAUGCAUGCCUCAAACUGAGAGAGAACGGGGUUUUCCUCUGAGGGAAAAAUGUCUAUUUGCGUCCUCAUGAUGGAGGAUUUCAUAAAAAAAAAACUGCUGCAAUGUUGGUGAUAUUUUACCCUGACUGUAUCCGCCUCAAAUAUAUUUCCAGCAAAUAACUAAAACAUAAGUAAACCAAUAUGUGCUUUACUUUAACAGCAGCAUCCUGAGUUAUGAACCCUGGCGUUUAAAUUGGAUGUUUUAUGAAAAGGAUUAUAUUUUUAAUGGUAAAAAGACUAAAAAAGGGCAGUUUGACGUCAUCUGGUUUGCUUUUAAUCCUUGAAGAUAUCCCACAAUGCAUUGCGUGGGUACGUCAUCAUGCACUUUGUUAAUAGAGGAGAUAUUUUGUACACAAAUCCAAUUUGUCGGAGCAGUUUAAGGACUUGCAUUGAUAUGAAAUUGUUCAAAAAGGAUUAAAUAAUAUCUGUUUUUUGGUAAAAAAAUUAUAAAAUAUGCAUGUGGUCAUACGAACUACAGGACAUAGGUUACAUUUAACUCCCACGGUGCCAUUUUGGUAAUAAAUCGCAAAAGGUUGAUGUAUGUACACAUUUAAAAAAAAUUCUAGCAAGCAGAACACUUCAGAAAACAGAAUUAGAAACUUAGUGAAUGGAUAUUUCUUGUUGCAGUGCAUCUUGGGAGUUGUAGUUCUACCUUUUACAUUUCUGAGUCUGUUUUCUAAUAAGUUAAUCUUUUGGACUUUUUUGUACCAGUUUCCAAGAACAAACGUAACAUUUAACUAAUUAAAGAGUGUUGAAACAGUAUUAUUAUUAUUUGAUCACGUUUGUGACCCUAGCUAGCGAUACGUUUAUAAAGUCUACCAACGCUCAUAGGACUCAAAGCAAACAAGAUGGCGUCAUUCCCGUUCAAACAUGUCUUUCAGCUUGUUUUCCUAUUAUUUGCAGAACAGUACCCGGUGUUUAUUUCCUCAGUGAUGAUGUUCUGAUGUUUUUCUGACGAGGUUUGGGGGGACACACAGAUGCUGCUUGACCUUUAUAAAAACAUGAAUGUAAAACUGCUUAGUAACAUGGCUGUAAUGUUGUUUAUCUUUCUGUCAUUCUGUGUAAAUAUGUGUGAAAGACUGUAACCAAGCACAACGUGUGGGCCUUUACUCGUGUCCAACAACAGAUGUACUGUUUUCUCAAGCACAAA
Messenger RNA from Trematomus bernacchii (emerald rockcod), 6427 nucleotides. RefSeq names its product neuropeptide Y receptor Y2, like (gene npy2rl). Gene Ontology annotation, biological process: G protein-coupled receptor signaling pathway. Bases 16 to 1257 code for a protein of 413 amino acids. The record is from RefSeq and is a predicted model, not a curated record. Gene Ontology annotation, molecular function: neuropeptide Y receptor activity. Gene Ontology annotation, cellular component: membrane. The transcript has 5 exons. NCBI's taxonomy places the organism in Eukaryota, Metazoa, Chordata, Actinopteri, Perciformes, Nototheniidae.